This is a messenger RNA of Pochonia chlamydosporia 170, 804 nucleotides long. RefSeq names its product MYB-like protein. Bases 1 to 804 code for a protein of 267 amino acids. NCBI's taxonomy places the organism in Eukaryota, Fungi, Ascomycota, Sordariomycetes, Hypocreales, Clavicipitaceae. The transcript has a single exon. The record is from RefSeq and is a predicted model, not a curated record.
AUGCUUCUCCCCUCAGCGCUGUCCUGCGACUCGGCGCAGCCGUCGCGCCCUUCGCUCCAGUCAAGCUUCUUCUCUCCUCCCGCCAGUCCUCCUACCAUGUCCUCGGCCACGGCCCUUAGCAACAUCAUGACAACCUGCCGAUCGUUACAAUCGCUCAUCGCAACACCCGUAUCCUCCUCACUGUCGGUGCCACCGCCAUCGCUAGGCCAGCUCCCUACACCUCCGCUGGCCCAUGCCGCACUACCAAUGAAGCUCCGUCUCCGAGCACGUCCUGCCCGCUCCGACGCCAGCAAUACCGAGGACUUGUACACACGAAGAAGAAUAGUCAAGCGAUCUGUGCCUCCGCGUGGUGUCAACAAGCGCCGGCGCCCUGACGCCGACGACAUGGGCCGCGAGGACCAGGACCUGUCCUCGGAAGAGGAAGACAUCGAGAGCGAUCUUGACCUCCGCGCCAACAGCCCAGAACCCGCCGCGCCCUCAACACCAAAGCGCGCGCGCAUAGCUCCCGAGCAACUACCCCUUGGCUUAGAACGCUCCGACUUCCACGACAUUCACACACAAGGAGCAGAUGUCGCGGCCGCAGCCGACAGCCAAGAGUGGACCGCAGAAGACGACCGCAUCCUGGUCGAACUGGUCCUAGAAAAGCUCAAGCUCUCCAAGUCAGAAUGGCAGGACUGCGCCCGCAACCUCGGCAAGGACAGACACACCGUCAACAAACGAUGGAAAAGCCUAAUAAUGAAAGGAGAGGUCGGCCUCAAGACGAGGUCAAGUAAUCGUCGUCGCCUCCAUUCUACAUGGCGGUAG